CUUCUUACUAUCAGAACACAACCGCUGCCUUUACAGAUUUAACCGUGUCACCCCGAGCUGCUGAUUACACACCAGAAACAGCAUCAAACCCCGGGUACAGGCCUGCUGUCAGCCUGGGACCCCCUCCGGAGGUCGGUCCGGAUCAUGUCGAGCCUCCAGCUGCUCAGAGUGGCCGUGAACGAGCGUCUGUCUGCGGCCGCGGAGGAGAUCUUCGAGGCGGUGAGGAAGACCAUCUCAAGCUACGAGGAAGAGAUCCGCCGGCAGCGCAGGAUGCUGCUGCUGCAGACAGUUUCAAAGACUGAGUUAAACAAGCACUCAGAUCAACCGCAGCUCGCUCUCUCCGUCUGGGAUGAGGAGUGGACCCCCGGUCUGGACCACGACGACGAUGAGGAGGAUCGCCUACAUGCUGAAAAGAGCCAGGAGGCCCCCCCGAGCAGCCAGGAGGGGGAGUCGCUGCAGGAGGACACCACCAUCAGGUUCAUCUUCACACCUCCGUAUGUGAAAAACGAGUUCGACACACAUCCGUCCGACUGUCAGAGCGCGAAGGAAGAAGGAGAUCCUGUACCCGGCACUUCAGCCGAGCAAGACCAGACUAAGGUGGAGGUUUCGGGCGAGGACGCGGCUUCCCCCACUUCUUCUGUUACUGAUAUUAGCGACAGCGAGUGGAGGGGGAGCGCCAUAUCUCAGAGCGAUGACAGCGAGAGUGAAAGCACCCCAAAGAGUAAGAUGCCCCGUCUACCAAUGGCGCCAAAACUGCACCCCACUAAAAAGCUUAAGUCCAGAAUCUGCUGCAAAGUCUGCGGGAAAGCCUUCCACGCCAUCGUCUCUCUGGUGAACCACAUGGAGGUCCACCCAAAGGACGUCUGUGGAGUCUGCGGGGAACAUUUGGAAACAGAAGAGACAUUUCAAGUCCACCUGAAGACACACGUGAAGGCCGAGGUCUGCAGAGUGUGUGGGAAAUGCUUCGGGGCCUCCAGCUCUCUGGAGACCCACAUGAGGAUCCACACGGGAGAGAAACCGUUCAACUGCAACGAGUGCGGCAAGUCCUUCAACUGCCGCCACAACAUGAUGCGGCACAUCCGGAUCCACACGGGAGAGAGGCCGUAUCCUUGCACCGUGUGCGGGAAAUGCUUCAACGACUACUCCACGCUGAAACGCCACCUCAUGAUCCACGUCCACAAGAAGAUCAGCGACCCCACGUCUGCGAAGGAAGACGAAAACGCCGACGAGAAGAAGGUGAAAACAUCAUCGCUGAAGAAGCAGCCGACUCGCACCAUAUGUGAGGUUUGUGGGAAAAUGUUCCACUCCAUGGUUUCUCUGGUGAAUCACGCCAAGAGUCACGCCACAGACCUGUGCGGCGUCUGCGGGAUGCACUUGGACUCCGAGGAAAACUUAAAAAUUCACCUGAAGACGCACAAAAACGGGAAAGUGUGCGAAGUGUGCGGGAAGUGCUUCGACAGUCAGGGGAAUCUGGAAAUGCACAUGAGGGUCCACACGGGGGAGAAGCCUUUUCUCUGCAACGAGUGCGGCAAGUCCUUCAACUGCCGGCACAACAUGAAGCGACACAUCAGGACGCACACCGGGGAGAAGCCGUACCUGUGCAACACCUGUGGGCGGGGCUUCAGCGACCACUCCACCCUGAAGCAGCACAGCAGCACGCACACGGGAGAGAAACCACACCGCUGUGAGAUCUGUGGGAAAGGCUUCCACCGAAAGACUUACGUACGGCUCCACAUGAAGAGCCACUCCACUGAGAAGUGACUGAACCAAUCACACGGAGGGGUCUCAAGCUGCUGUGAGAAACGAUUGGUUAGGGCUGCUUUUGGCGCCCCCCUGUGGUCACGCCGAGGAAACACUGUCUGACAAAACUCUCUUUUUUACAAAAUGGACCAAAUAACCUCUGAGGUACGAGGAAUCCUUUGUUUGCUUACACACAAGAAGGGUAAUAAAGAAAGAUCUCACACAGUAAA
Molecule: messenger RNA, 1970 nt
Organism: Notolabrus celidotus (New Zealand spotty)
Lineage: Eukaryota; Metazoa; Chordata; Actinopteri; Labriformes; Labridae
Product: gastrula zinc finger protein XlCGF57.1-like
Exons: 2
Coding region: 145-1761 (538 amino acids)
Source: RefSeq, a predicted model, not a curated record